Anopheles nili is the source of this 675-nucleotide messenger RNA. RefSeq lists its product as uncharacterized. Gene Ontology annotation, cellular component: mitochondrial ribosome. Bases 79 to 618 code for a protein of 179 amino acids. The transcript has 3 exons. NCBI's taxonomy places the organism in Eukaryota, Metazoa, Arthropoda, Insecta, Diptera, Culicidae. The record is from RefSeq and is a predicted model, not a curated record.
AAAACAACACACAGUAGAUUCGUUUCCGAGGUUUAUUAGAUAUAAAACUUCGCAAAAUAUAGUUAAAAUUACAAAGACAUGGCGCUUCGUAUGGCGGCUCGGCGCUUGCUACUGGAUACUAUAAGCAGUCGAUCGUACAGCAGAACAACAGGAUGCUUGAAUCGAAUGUAUGAGCCGGAUUAUUUAGAGUUGCUGAAGCCUAAGUAUCCACUUCACGACACGCUCAACUUUACUAUUAAAGGCUAUGAUUAUCCACUGCUUGAGAGCUAUCAAAAGUUCAUUCACAACGUAGCUGAUUCUAUGGAUUUAGAAAUUGUGGAUGCUUACGCGCAUCCACCGCAGAAACUGACUGUACAAAAGUUCAAACCGAAUUCCAGUGUUAUGGAUAGUGAGUACAAGCUAACCGUGUAUGAACGCACGGUGCAGGUAGAUAAGGUACAAGCUCCACUGUAUCCGCUGCUGCUUCGAACACUUCAGGCGGCUCUGCCUGAAGGUGUUUCGUUGAAUGUAUCGGAACAUACGUGGGAUCAUGAAGAAGCGCGAUAUGUUCCUGAUCGGGAUUUGAAAGAACUUAAGCAACAGUUGGACGAUAUGGGUGGGGCGUCGAAAAAGAAAUAGAUGUAAUACAAUGCAGUUCAUUUGUAGUGACACAUUCUGUCUUCUUUGUUUAUUAAA